Messenger RNA from Diaporthe batatas, 2572 nucleotides. RefSeq lists its product as uncharacterized. The record is from RefSeq and is a predicted model, not a curated record. The coding region runs from base 1017 to 2165 and encodes 382 amino acids. The transcript has 2 exons. Lineage: Eukaryota; Fungi; Ascomycota; Sordariomycetes; Diaporthales; Diaporthaceae. Gene Ontology annotation, molecular function: zinc ion binding; 5-methyltetrahydropteroyltriglutamate-homocysteine S-methyltransferase activity.
AAUGGAUAUCAUUAAUUACUCUUAUUCCUGGGUAGGGACUUUUUCGCCACGUCUCUAGGGGACCAAGGACCCGAUCUUGUACACGACCGCUGGCCAUCUAAUUGCGGUGACUCGAACGUCCAGUCCUUAUUACAUAGUAUCAGCGGCCAUUGCCUAUCCCCGAGGGUGCAUGAACGCGUUCGACAGAUGCAGCAAGUCAGCACCGCCGGGCUGCCGUCGCUCGGUCUUCCCGGCGACGGGAAAACCUUAUUGUCGCAUCUGGCUGCGGUGAACCGUCCGGCGUCUUGCUUGUGGGGUCUGGACAACGUAGACGACUCAUCUGUCAGGCGAGGUAUCUGCUUGGGGCGGCUUGAACAUUAUCGCUCCAGCUUCUCGCCCUGCGUACACAUUGAACUCACCACGCUUGGUCGGGGUCUCCCAUCGAUCUUUCUGAGCUGUCCUUCGGCCUUGACUCAGGGGUCCGGCGGCUCGACUAUAAUCCGGAUAUGGAGCACUUGAGCUCGGUAUGCCCCGCCCCCUCACCUUCAUGGAUCUCCUCGCCCGCCGCUGCCCCUCGUGAAUCGUCAUAGCCAUAGUGUUCGCGUGUUUGGCGCGGCUGCUGCCAGGCGCAAACUGCCGCUCCUGGGCCACAUCUCAUCCGCCUCGGACUGCGAAGUGUGCCCCUGGUUCGCUAGAUUGCGAAGCUGGCCUGUUUCCCGAUCCCCACGCUCACGCUGGGGGGAAAAAAUAACCUGGUAGGUCCCUGCUCCGCGGCAUCGGCCUUAAAUGUAUUUCCUCGCUAUAAGUCGCCCAGUCCGGAGGCGAUCUCGCACUUCGCAGUGAUUGUUGUUUCUCCCUCCGUGCUAGAUCCUAAGCUUGCAACGUCCUUGGUCCUUCAGCAUCGUUGCCCGUCUCUCGGCCUCUCAGCGUACACCCACCCUGCCGGCGAGCGCAUAUACCUGGAAAAUCCGGCUGGACUAGACUGUGGCGCGCUACAAUCUUCGGCAGACCCCCAUAUCACACAGUAGCUAAAGACCAUGCCUCUUCCUCAAGGCGUCUACCGCGCAGACCAGGUUGGGUCCUUCCUGCGUCCCAAGGUUGUCUUGUCUGCGCGCAAUGAAGCCUCGGCCGGCAAGAUCACCACCGAGGAGCUCCGCCAGGUCGAGGAUGAGCACGUUGCUGCUGUCGUCAAGAGCCAGGUUGAGAAUGGCAUCCGUGCCGUGACCGACGGCGAAUUCCGCCGCGCCUACUUCCACAUCGACUUCUGCGUCCACCUCGACGGUGUUGAGGCUCAGGGCUACAUCUCGUCGACCAACGUUACGCCCCACGGCCUGCCCACCCCCCCUCGGCUGAUUGUCACCGGAAAGCUCGGGCACCCCAAGCCGAUCCAGGUUGACGACUUCAAGUUCCUCGACACUCAACUGGAAAAGCUGGGCGUGAAGGAUUCGGUCUCCGCCAAGGUCUGCAUCCCCUCGCCUACCAUGGUGCACUUCCGCGCCGGGAGGGAGGCGAUAGACAAGGACGCCUACCCAACCCUUGAGCCGUUCUUCGAUGACCUCGUCAGGGUCUACCAAGAGGAGAUCGCGGACCUGUACGCCGCUGGCUGCCGCUUCGUCCAGCUCGACGACACCAACCUCGCCUACCUCUGCGAUGAGGGCAUGCGCAAGGAGGCCGCCGCCCGCCACGGGGUCCAGCCCGAGGAGCUCGCCGACAACUACGCCAAGCUGAUCAAUGCUGCCAUCUCGAAGCGGCCCAGCGACAUGACUAUCGGCAUCCACCUGUGCCGCGGCAACUACAGGUCUCAAUGGUUCGCCCAGGGCGGAUACGAGCCGGUCGCCGAGACCCUGUUCAAGAAGCUCGACGUCGACGUCUACUUCCUCGAGUACGACGAUGCGCGGUCUGGCGACUUCUCACCGCUGCGCCACCUCCCCGAGAACAAGAUCGUCGUCCUGGGCGUGCUGAGCAGCAAGAAGGCCGAGCUCGACGACAAGGAGGCCAUCAUCAGCCGCCUGAACGAGGCCGCCAAGUACUGCCCCAGGGGCCUGGAUCAGCUGUGCCUCUCGCAUCAGUGCGGGUUCAGCUCCACCAUGGAGGGCAACGACCUGAGCCAGGAGGAGCAGUGGGCAAAGAUCAGGCUGGAGACGGAGAUUGCUAAGGAGGUCUGGGGUGAUGACCUGUCGAAAUAGGCGGCAUGACGGGUUUUUGCACGAGCGAUGAAUUGAGGAGCAUUUAGCAUAUGGUUGCUUCAACAGCGACCCGUAAUCUGGAUUUUACUAAUCAGGCAUUGAUUGUGUCGUAAUAAUACCCAGACCCAGAAGUGGUCGUGUCUGCGGUGCAGCUCGUCCACAGGUCGUAUGCUGCAUUCCCACUCUCGUGUUGCGCCCUGGCCGGUAUCUGGGCAAGACACUUCAGUUGAAGAAUUGUCUGAAGUCUCUAUGCCCGUGAUGCCGCGCCGGGCACAAGCCUAGAUCUAACCACCCUACACAUCCAAAUGUUCCAUACGAUUUAGCAUACUCCGCUCCUGAUGUCGAUACGCUCCAGGGUUUCCAAGCCCUUCAUCUCGAUAGUUCUUCCAGAUGAACUUGAACGAUUC